UAAAACUAUAGUGGCAGUUGUCUUUUUGCACGUUUUAAAUAUAUAUUUAAAAACGUCUGUUGAAAAGUUUAGAAGAUUAGAGAAGAGAUUGGUUUUUCCAAUGACACAAUACAUACAGUUGUAAAGGAGUGAUUUUCCGUCGCUGGCUGUGCCCUCCGAGAGUCUCCCUAUAUCAUGGUCGGUUAAUUGGAAAUAUUUUAUUCAUUAGGUCCAAACUGCGAACUAUUCGGAUUUAGAAAACAAAAAAAACGGCUUGAACAUUUGCAUUACAUAUUUUAAGGCAUAUAUUUCUCGUUUAAGUCCAAAAUAUUUAAACAUUUUCAAUAUAUAGCUAAUAUGUUGCUUAUGAUUCGAACGAGGAAUAGGAAAUCAAAGUAUUGCAAAACUAGGAAGAAACCCAACAUUUUAAUUUAUGUAUAGCUUAUCAUUAUUUUCUAUUAAGACUGACUUAAUAGUACCUAUAUGUGGCAUUCAUAUUGUCGGUCGUUAUAGAAUACUUGGUGAUAAUAGCAGUGAAGUAUUUGAAAAUCAACUUGGAUUUGGUUUGUGGAUUCAUUGUUCAAUUAUGCCUUCCUAUGAAUUGGCUAUGUUGACUCGCAGUUUAUCCAAGCCUGAUAUGGUCUCUAUUCUUAAGCGCACUGCUAAUGCAAUAUUUGAUUGUGGUGGUAUUAUAAGGAGUAUAGAAAAUUUAGGGAAAAGAGCAAUGCCCUACAAAACCAGUAGUCAUGGAGCAGUUCACAGAGAAGCCAACUAUUUUGUGUUGAUGUUUGAUGCACCUCCAUCUAAGCUGGAAGAUUUGAAAAGAGAUUAUAAUAGAGAUGUUGAUAUUAUACGAUCUAGAAUUUUCAAGGUCCAGCCUCAAGAUACGAAUCAUGAAUGUAAUAUUCAAGAAGAAAUGAAACCUGCUCCAUACAGAUCUGAAGUAAUAAAGCUGAUAGAAGAGAUAAAGAGGAAAGAAGAAAAACAAACUAAAUUUAAGUAUAACACAGGAUUUGAUUAUUAUCCAUUCCAAAAGUGAAAUAUGGAAUUCAGAAAUGUUUGUUGAUGUCUGUAAAUAAAUUGUAUUAAUACUAGUUUUAAUUUAGGUGUUAAAUAAAUAAUAUUUACAUAU
Nezara viridula (southern green stink bug) is the source of this 1111-nucleotide messenger RNA. The record is from the annotation of a GenBank genome assembly. NCBI's taxonomy places the organism in Eukaryota, Metazoa, Arthropoda, Insecta, Hemiptera, Pentatomidae.